CAAUACAUGCUCAUUCAAAGCCUCCAGCAUUCUAAAAAUCCUCCACAAUUCUCUUAACUCUUGAGGAUUCCAAAGGAACUCCCUAAUGCAUAACGCAAAAGAGACAUUCGAAUACCUGUGUAUGCGUCGGCGGGAGCGGGUACUCUUUGAACUCCCCAGAGGAGGUCGAUGUUAUUAUACAUUUACAAAUACUGACAUGUUCACUCAUGUUCAGUUGACAUUUGAUACGUCUCCGGGUUGGUCCUUCCAGACUUUUCGGAUCGUUUGUACAUAAUAUAAGUAACAUCGAGACGUUCUGUGCCACUCCCACCUUCGUCAACAACGCAACACUCAACUUCGAUGUCUAAACAAAAUAGCUUCGAGAAAGGACAUCAUGCUGAAGUUGGCAGUCACCACGCCACAGACCCGAGCACCGAAGGUAGCGAGAAGGGUGUCUUAGCCCCAUCACGACACCCAGUGGGUGCGCUGAGAGCAUGGCUCACAGUCCUCGGUUGCUUUUUCAUCCAGUUUUGUACCGUCGCAUCGGUUAACUCGUUUGGAGUCUUCGAAGAUUACUACGUCUCCGAAUUCUUGCCUAGCUCCUCCGCUUCCCGUAUUAGUUGGGUUAUAGGACUUGAGAUUUUGCUGCAACUAGGCUUGGGGAUGAUUGGGGGAAGAUUAUGUGAUAUGGGCCAUACUAGGGCAGUUUUCGCGACCGGAAGUGUUAUCUAUCUGUUCAGCUUCUUUAUGCUUUCUCUGGCAAAAGAAGAUCAGUACUAUCAAAUAAUCCUCGCACAAGGAGUAGGCAUGGGUAUUGGUGUCGGGCUUUGCUACGUUCCAGCCUUGGUAACUGCAGCUCUCCAUUUUCCAGGUAGACAAGCCAUCGCUAUGGGAAUCGUCAUUUCCGCUGGAUCGUUCGGAGGAGGUAUUUUCUCCAUUAUAAUCAAUCAACUUAUCCCGAAACACGGCUUCCCGUCUGCUAUACGCGCCACUGCGUACCUCUCCCUUGGUCUUCUAGCGGUCGGAAACCUUCUCAUAACGGUUCCCCCUCGCCCUCCAAAGGCUGUCGCCGGAGAAACACCUUUGCUUUAUACUCCCUACCUCCUGACCCUCUUCUCCGGGUUCCUCGGUCAACUAGGCGGCCUUUUCCCACUUUUUUACAUCCAGCUCUUCGCUGAUAGCCACCAUAUGGCCUCAGGCUUCAUAUUUUACUCUGUGGCAGCUAUGAGUUUUUCGACUGCAUUCGGAAGGGUGGUCCCAAGUUAUUUUGCUGACAAGUAUGGGGUAUUGGGAACGUAUAUCGUUUGUGCGAUCAUUAACGCUGGAUGUGCCUUUAUCAUGUUUGGAGCCGGUCACCCCGGAGGACUCAUCGUAUUCUGUAUCCUCUAUGGUUUUUUCUUUGGAUCGUCGACCUCACUUUUUACACCCGUGAUCACUGCUCUUAUGCCUACUGAAGCCGAUAGAGGGAAAGUCGUCGGUGCAGCCAUGGCUCCCGUUGCGAUAGCUUCUCUUAUAGGCUCGCCAGUCGGUGGUGCGAUCAUUGGCAGCAGUCUGGAUUGGUGGAAAGGUAUCGUCUGGACCGGGGUUCUUAUGGGAACCUCUGCUUCUAUCCAAGUCGUUGCGCGAGAAAUUCAUAGAAAAAAUUUACGCAGGCGUGCAAACGCUACAUCAUAGAGUUGUUGUUACGUUUAGGUCCUUGCUCUCCGCACGUAUUUUACGCUACUAGGACUUGUGUUCUUGUUGUUUCCGAGGUUUCCAUCCAUCUAUCAUAUACAUCUAGCUCUACGACAAGUUUUUGAUAUAAUGAUUCGCAUACACUAGUUGAUAUCCUGAAGGUGUAGAAGAUCCGUGUCAAUCCUGUGAC
Lentinula edodes (shiitake mushroom) is the source of this 1843-nucleotide messenger RNA. RefSeq names its product major facilitator superfamily domain-containing protein. Bases 340 to 1653 code for a protein of 437 amino acids. The record is from RefSeq and is a predicted model, not a curated record. The transcript is spliced from 9 exons. Gene Ontology annotation, biological process: transmembrane transport. Lineage: Eukaryota; Fungi; Basidiomycota; Agaricomycetes; Agaricales; Omphalotaceae. Gene Ontology annotation, cellular component: fungal-type vacuole membrane. Gene Ontology annotation, molecular function: transmembrane transporter activity.